AUGGCGCCAACAGAAAAAGUUGCAGAAGAUGAUUUAAAUUUGGCUUAUUUUCACGGAGCCCUGAUGGAUCAGGACUCGGAUCAGCUACUUGUGAACGAGGGCGACUACCUCGUCGUUACCAAAUUCAUGUCGGAACUAAAUAAAAUGCAGUAUUAUCUAGCGGUGAGAACGAAGAAAGGCAUUCGGCGAUACGAGAUCAAACGAACGUCGACGAGCGCGAAAUUGGGCGGCAAGAGCGGCGCGAACAUCGGGAAGCUGAUCGAGAUCAUCGCGAAAGAAUCAUUGGAGAUUAAAGGCGAAAAAGUGCAAUUGAAACGGGCGAUUCCCAAAGGAAAAUUCCAAUUGAUGCAUCGAGAUGUGAUUUUUAAAAAGAAGAUCGGUUCUGGAGCUUACGGAACCGUCUACCGAGGACGGCUCGUCAAGAGCAAUAAAGUGGUGGCUGUGAAGAAGCUUGACGCCGAAGGAGCCGAUGAGGACGGACUUGUGGAAAUGAUGAAGGAAGCUCGCGUGAUGCAACUCUAUGAUCAUCCGAAUAUUGUCAAAUUCUAUGGAUUCAUUCUCGAUGAGCAGCCCUAUCUUCUGGUUCUUGAAUAUUGUAAUGGCGGGUCUGUGGAGGAUCGGCUGAGAGAUAAACCGCAUAAAACGAGUGUUCCCGCUCGAGUGACUAUGACAACGCAAGCUUCCUGCGGAUUAGAGUACCUACACAAAAAGAAUUGCAUUCAUCGAGACAUUGCGACAAGAAAUUGUCUAAUUCAUCGCGGCAUCGUCAAAAUGGCCGAUUUCGGAAUGUGUAGGGCGACGUCCGUCUACAAAGUGGAUUUAACGAAGCCGUUGAACGUUCGCUGGCUGGCUCCAGAAGUUUGGGACAAUGGCGAAACCAAAUUCAACACUGACAUUUAUGCAUUCGGCGUGAUGAUUUGGGAGAUGUUUGAGGAUCCUUAUCGAUCGCCCUAUUCCGAAUGGAAGGCCUAUACCGUGAAACAAAAGGUGCGAAGCGGCUAUCGAAUGCAACCUCAUCCAUCAAUGCCUGAAGGAAUGGUGGCGAUCAUGGAAGACGCUUGGCAUCACAAUCCCAACAAGCGACCAACAGCCACCGAGUUGCGGGCUCGCUUAGAAGAUUUGACGGCGAAGCUAGACGCGGAGGGAACCGUUGACGGCAACACCACUAACACUAACACGAAUACCAAAGAGAAAAAUUGA
Caenorhabditis bovis is the source of this 1200-nucleotide messenger RNA. The record is from the annotation of a GenBank genome assembly. Lineage: Eukaryota; Metazoa; Nematoda; Chromadorea; Rhabditida; Rhabditidae.